Mus musculus (house mouse) is the source of this 1528-nucleotide messenger RNA. It is a transcript of the gene Rab13, whose product is annotated as RAB13, member RAS oncogene family. The record is from RefSeq and is marked validated. Gene Ontology annotation, cellular component: plasma membrane; endocytic vesicle; cytoplasmic vesicle. Gene Ontology annotation, biological process: endosomal transport; Golgi to plasma membrane transport; intracellular protein localization. Gene Ontology annotation, molecular function: G protein activity; GTP binding; GTPase activity. Lineage: Eukaryota; Metazoa; Chordata; Mammalia; Rodentia; Muridae. Bases 116 to 724 code for a protein of 202 amino acids. The transcript is spliced from 8 exons.
GAGGGAGGAAAACUUCCUGGCUGGGACUCCGGCGGUUUCUGCCUGCCAACCCUCGGAUCCCGCCUACCAGUGUUGGCUCUUCCCGACCCCUCCCCCGGCGCCCCCAGUGUCCGCCAUGGCCAAAGCCUACGACCACCUCUUCAAGUUGCUGCUCAUCGGGGACUCGGGGGUGGGCAAGACUUGUCUGAUCAUUCGCUUUGCAGAGGACAACUUCAACAGCACUUACAUCUCUACCAUCGGAAUUGAUUUCAAGAUCCGAACCGUGGACAUAGAGGGGAAGAGGAUCAAACUGCAAGUGUGGGACACGGCUGGCCAAGAACGAUUCAAGACAAUAACUACCGCCUAUUACCGUGGAGCCAUGGGCAUUAUCCUCGUAUAUGACAUCACAGAUGAGAAAUCCUUCGAGAAUAUUCAGAACUGGAUGAAAAGCAUCAAAGAGAAUGCCUCUGCGGGAGUGGAGCGCCUCCUGCUGGGAAACAAGUGUGACAUGGAGGCCAAGCGGCAGGUGCAGAGAGAGCAGGCGGAGAAGUUGGCUCGAGAGCACAGAAUCCGAUUUUUUGAGACGAGUGCCAAAUCCAGUGUGAAUGUGGAUGAGGCUUUCAGUUCCCUGGCCCGUGACAUCUUGCUCAAGACAGGAGGCCGGAGAUCGGGAACCAACAGUAAGCCCUCAAGCACUGGCCUGAAAACAUCUGACAAGAAGAAGAACAAGUGCUUGUUAGGCUGAGAGCAUUUCUUGCCUCCUAUUCACCCUGAACCUGGAGGCUAGACCUGAGGGAGUCGGACUGAGGGAUUGCAGAUGGGAGAACUGUGGUGGCACCUCAAGGGGAGAUGAGGGGAAUAAGGAGACCGGCGAGGACGAGACGGAAGAAAGGGGCAGGGAAAGGAGGGGGAGGAACCAAGGAUGUGAAAGGUGAACAGAAGGGAUUUGAGAAGAGGAAAGGAAGAAGAAAUGAAUGGCUCAGGCCUUGGACAGUCCAACAUUAAAGUCAACAUGCUGAUCUCUCCAUUCCUGGUUCAGGGUUAGGGUCCUGAGAGGCUGGCUCGGCACUACUCCGAGGGUCCCUCACUCUACAAGGUCUUUGUUAGUAUUAAAGGCCACUGUUUUGCAUGAAUGUCCCAUUUGCAUUACUUUCAUUAUUGUCAGAAUUGCUCUUCACUCAAAUCCUAUUUUUGUCACGCCAAGAUAUUGGUUCACCUGAAUGUGGCUGGGUUCCCCUUCCUUGCCCCAACUCUUUCACUGGUGAUGAAAACAGCAUGGGGCAGCCUGAAGGACGGACAUCCUGUUUCCACUGUGGGUUCCCAAGGACUACAAGAGUGGACGGAACCUUGCCUUGAGCACACAGUAACCCAAGGACAAAGGAUUUGAACCAGGCUUCAGUAAACAGCAGCACUUAGUAUGGUUUAUCCAAGGAGAUGUGGGACAUCUUUGAUUCUGAUGUAGUCAGCUUAGGUGUUGGGUACUGUUAGCUGCUUUUGUUAGAGUAUUCUCAGUGUUGCACAAAGAAAUACAUGAACAAGGUGAGAGUAA